AUGUUGGCAGGCUACGAUCCAGCAACAGAUGAAGGAAGCAGAAUGCUCCAAAAGUUCCAGAAAAACCCCUUCGUCCUUGAUUUCAAAGAUGAAAAAGAUAGAGAAAUGAUUCUAAGAUGCCUUCUCGAUGACUACAACGAGAGAAUCGACAUCAAUGCACUUGAAGAAGAAUUCUUCAAUGACGACGUAUUCUAA
Trichomonas vaginalis G3 is the source of this 195-nucleotide messenger RNA. Its product is annotated as protein serine/threonine kinase protein. The record is from RefSeq and is a predicted model, not a curated record. Lineage: Eukaryota; Parabasalia; Trichomonadida; Trichomonadidae. The transcript has a single exon. The coding region runs from base 1 to 195 and encodes 64 amino acids.